Messenger RNA from Sceloporus undulatus (fence lizard), 3224 nucleotides. RefSeq names its product cytohesin 1 (gene CYTH1). Gene Ontology annotation, molecular function: guanyl-nucleotide exchange factor activity. The transcript is spliced from 13 exons. The record is from RefSeq and is a predicted model, not a curated record. The coding region runs from base 258 to 1508 and encodes 416 amino acids. Lineage: Eukaryota; Metazoa; Chordata; Lepidosauria; Squamata; Phrynosomatidae. Gene Ontology annotation, biological process: regulation of ARF protein signal transduction.
CAGCUGGACCAGGGAUCCCUUGCUUGGUGUUUCUUCUUCCCCACACUUGUCUGGAAGAGGAGGAGGUGGCAGCUGCUGCUACUUGUUCUGUUUGGGAAAAUCAUUUGGUGCCAGGGAGCUGGACUUAGGAACGACUCCAGGCUCUCUUCCUUACCUUCCUGUUGGCUGGCUCUGACUUUCUAGGCCUUUCCUCCUCAACCAAAGGCAGUAGUGACCCCUUGCCUGGGACUGAGAGGGUACACUAUUAAGGCCUCACCAUGGGCACUGUCAGUGAGCUCUGUGCCUCCAGUUUCCAAGCUUUCCUCUUUCCGUCUACAUUGGCGGACGCCAAACCAGUACCCAGCGACCUGACCCCUGAGGAGUGCCAGGAGCUUGAGAACAUCCGUCGACGCAAGCAGGAGCUGCUGGCAGACAUACAGCGUUUGAAAGAUGAGAUAGCAGAGGUGACUAAUGAAAUCGAGAACCUGGGCUCCACAGAAGAGAGGAAAACGAUGCAGAGAAACAAGCAAGUGGCAAUGGGAAGAAAGAAAUUCAAUAUGGAUCCCAAAAAGGGGAUCCAGUUCCUGAUAGAGAAUGAUCUGUUGAAGAACACACGUGAUGACAUUGCCCAGUUUCUCUACAAGGGGGAAGGACUCAACAAGACUGCCAUUGGUGACUAUCUGGGUGAAAGAGAUGAUUUCAAUAUCCAGGUGCUGCACUCAUUUGUGGAGCUGCAUGAGUUUACUGACCUCAACCUUGUACAGGCAUUGCGGCAGUUCCUUUGGAGCUUCCGGCUGCCGGGGGAAGCACAGAAGAUUGACCGGAUGAUGGAAGCAUUUGCACAACGCUACUGUCAGUGUAACCCCGGUGUUUUCCAGUCAACAGAUACCUGUUAUGUGCUCUCUUUUGCAAUCAUCAUGCUGAACACCAGCCUGCAUAACCCCAAUGUCAAAGACAAGCCAAGUGUGGAGCGCUUUAUUGCCAUGAACCGUGGUAUCAAUGAUGGUGGGGACCUGCCUGAGGAACUUCUCAGGAAUCUCUAUGAGAGCAUAAAAAAUGAACCUUUCAAAAUUCCAGAGGAUGAUGGUAAUGACUUGACUCACACGUUCUUCAAUCCGGAUCGUGAAGGCUGGCUUUUGAAGCUUGGUGGCCGGGUGAAGACAUGGAAGCGACGCUGGUUCAUCUUGACAGACAACUGCCUUUACUACUUUGAGUAUACCACGGAUAAGGAACCAAGAGGCAUCAUUCCAUUGGAGAAUUUGAGUAUCCGUGAGGUAGAAGAUUCUAAGAAGCCGAACUGUUUUGAGCUGUAUAUCCCUGAUAACAAAGACCAAGUGAUCAAGGCAUGUAAGACUGAAGCAGAUGGUCGUGUAGUGGAAGGGAACCACACUGUGUACCGUAUCUCAGCACCCACCCCAGAGGAGAAGGAAGAAUGGAUCAAGUGCAUCAAGGCUGCCAUUAGCCGGGACCCAUUCUAUGAGAUGCUGGCUGCACGCAAGAAGAAGGUCUCCUCCACCAAGAGACAUUAGUUCCCUGGCUUGCUCAACCAGCUGCAGCGUUGGCAGGGAUUGCCUCCCAGACCCUUGACUGAGGGGAAUGAGAGACUACACUGAAUUGCCUGCUCUGUAUUGCCAACCCAAGGGAACUAGCUUCAGCUUUUGCUAUUCUUUUCUGGUUUGGAGCAGGAAGAGUUGAGGGGGGGGGGGUAGAAGUAUGGCAGCCACCAACUCUCAAGGACUUCUGUAUUCAUGAGAAUGCCAUAUCUCUCCCAGCCCCUCAACUGGGCAGUUUGUACCAACUACAUCUGUGGUAGCCCAAGUGGCAGAACAAGAAGGUUGUUGGUGUCUUUCCUAUUACUGCAGCUGACUUAUUCACUUUCUCAAGCUGAUGGAGAGAGAGCUUCAAGCUAUGUGUACCCCAAAUGGGCACAAAGCGCUUUGAUUUGCCGUUGGGAAGUGUGAGUUGUGCCAGAAUGAUGCUGGCUUUAGGAUGAUACUCUUGAGACCCAGGACCUGAAAUGAGCAAUGGACUGCCAAAGGCACAGAUUAGUUUGCAGCAGGGUGGAGGAUAAGAAUCUACCUUGGAACCAUGUCACUUGGUGUUGCCACUAUUUCUUCUUUGGUCAGGCAAGCCAUGUGCUCAGUUACAUUUACUUUUGAGAGCUCUCUCUUUAACAAAAAGUUUUAUUAAUCAUGUUGGGUAAUGCACAACCAGGAAUGCCAGCGGCAAACAGCUGGCAUGAAUGAAUAGUGUGAGGCUGCCAGCCUCCAAGAUUUCCAUUGCCUUCGUUCUAGAGGGCAUCAAUUUAGGCUGCCUCUGAUGCUUUGUCAGAGUGAAGAGAGCAGGGGGAUCACUCAAGCCACUAUGCCAUUAUGAGAAGGCAGUGUCAGUGUUAGCUGGUGGGCAUGCAUGCAGUUUUGGGUGGGGCUGGUGGCAUAACCCUUGUUGGUGCUUUACAGGUUAUUUUUGCCAACAGCUACUGGUUCGCCAUCCCAGCAGUUUGGCAUGAUAUUAUCACUGCAGUAGAUCAUACUGCAGCUUUGAUUCUGUUUGAACUCGUUCAGAAGUGGUGACUCAGGAAAAGUCAGAGAAGAUCCCAUGCUGUGUACUGCAGAAAGCAGUGUUACAAAUCUGGUUAUGGAUUCUCUAGCAGCAUUUGGUUUCAGUUGCACUUUCAGUAGGGAUGGGUUUGGGUGGUUUAAGAUGGAAGCUGCUGCCAGUAGGGGGCAGUAGAUCUUAGCCUUGAAGCACAAGCAGGUGGUUGUUGGCUGGGGAGUUAUUGGGAGCCCUGGGGUGGGGUGGGAGAGUGAGGUUUUGCAGGGUAGGCUUAUAGCUCAAACAUGGAGAUUGUGGGGAAUUGAACCAUAAGACAGCUGCCUUCUUUUGCAAAGGCCUAUGGCAUGCUAGCUCAUUCUCCACCUUCUUGGCAAGCUCCGGUUCCCCACCUUAGUAUUAGCCUAUUUAUCUGAGAUGUACAUACUUUCUGUAUAGAUUUUUCUCCUCAUAGAUUAUUUUGUAUUUGUUUUAAAUAUGAAGAUUGUUUUUUGUGAAACUUAACAGGAUUCUCAAACAUUGCUGGGACACAAGGGGAAUGCAGGAGGAGGGUAGAAAUUUCUCCAGGUCUGACAGUUUGGUUACAGUUUUGUUUUGAAUCCUUUUUUUUUUUUUAGGGUUUUUUGUUUUGCCACAACCUUGUGUUCUAGCAACUGCAGCAAAUAAAAGUUGAUCUCACAGUUGGCUUGAUA